AUGGAUAUCAGUAUUGACUAACAGCAAAGAAGAAGCAUUAAAUAUGGCAUUCCGUGGAGAGCAGAGCACAGGGGAAAACAGUUUAGAGGAUCUGACAAAAGCCAUUAUUGAUGACAUACAGAGAUUACCCGGAAAUGAAGUCUGUUGUGAUUGUGGCUCACCAGAUCCAACAUGGCUAUCCACUAAUCUGGGCAUUUUAACCUGCAUUGAGUGUUCAGGAAUACACAGAGAAAUGGGUGUCCAUAUUUCUCGAAUCCAGUCUUUGGAAUUAGACAAAUUAGGAACGUCUGAACUCUUGCUGGCCAAGAACGUAGGCAAUACUAGUUUUAACGAUAUUAUGGAAGGGAAUUUACCUAGUCCUUCACCUAAACCCGGUCCAUCAAGCGAUAUGACUGCACGUAAAGAAUUUAUCACUGCUAAAUAUGUAGAUCAUAAGUUCUCUAGGAAGACUUGUGCGUCUGCAGCAGCUAAACUGAAUGAAUUACUUGAGGCUGUCAAAUCCAGGGAUUUACUUGCACUAAUUCAAGUCUAUGCAGAGGGGGUAGAGCUAAUGGAGCCACUGUUAGAGCCUGGACAGGAGCCAGGUGAAACAGCACUUCAUUUAGCAGUCCGGACUGCUGACCAAACCUCUCUCCAUCUGGUUGACUUCCUUGUACAAAACUGUGGAAACCUGGAUAAGCAAACGGCAUUGGGUAAUACAGUUCUACACUACUGCAGUAUGUAUAAUAAGCCUGAGUGUUUGAAAUUGCUUUUGAGGGGGAAGCCAACUAUUGAUGUAGUAAACCAAGCUGGAGAGACAGCUCUGGACACAGCAAAACGAGCGAAAGCUGUCCAGUGUGAGGAACUGCUUUCUCAAGCCAAGGCAGGAAAGCUAAACCCACACGUCCACGUAGAGUAUGAAUGGAAUCUUCGGCAGGAGGAAAUUGAUGAAAGUGAUGAUGACUUGGAUGAUAAGCCUAGUCCUAUAAAGAAAGAAAGAUCUCCAAGACCCCAAAGUUUUUGUCACUCUUCGAGCAUUUCUCCCCAAGACAAAAUGACUCAUCCUGCGUUUAGCACUCCUAGAGACAAGCAAAGACUCUCCUAUGGCGCUUUUACCAAUCAGAUUUUUGCUUCUGCGAGCACGGAUUCGCCCACCUCUCCAACUGCAGACGCUCCUCCUCUUCCUCCUAGAAAUGCUGGCAAAGGCCCACCUUCAACCCUCCCUCUAAGCACUCAAACCUCUAGUGGCAGCAGCUCCCCUCUUUCCAAGAAGAGACCACCUCCCCCACCCCCAGGACACAAAAGAACCCUCUCUGACCCACCAAGCCCACUACCUCAUGGACCCCAGAAUAAGGGCCCAAUUCCUUGGG
Leptosomus discolor (cuckoo roller) is the source of this 1349-nucleotide messenger RNA. Lineage: Eukaryota; Metazoa; Chordata; Aves; Leptosomiformes; Leptosomidae. The record is from RefSeq and is a predicted model, not a curated record.